AGGAGAGCCUGGAGGAAUCCUGACCCACUCUCCCCGCUCACAGACCCCAACCCAUAAAACAGUGUUCUGCCUAGUGAGAAUCUUCCAGAGGGUGUAGUCUUGCCAGAUAGCUAGAGGUUAGUUCACCCUGACUCAGUCACUGGAAGAUCCCUCCAGAUCAUGCAGUUCAGGUGCUGGGGGUGCAGAGCCAGGGUUGAGCCUGGUCCAGACCUGGAAAGGUGAGGGAGGAGAAGCAGAGGACAAGAGGUAUCACAGCCCAGAGAAAAUCCCCUAAGUCUCCCAGCUCCUCCCAAGUCCCAGGAACCUAGAUGAUCCCACCCAAGGGAUGGGCAGGCACGAAGUGGGCCCAGCUUGUGAGUUUUGGUUUACACUUGUCUGAAAAGAACAGAUUUUGCCUUCCGGGCCCUAGCCCACCCAGCCAUACUCCUGCUCAAGCACGGCGGCCAGCACAGCUUGUCGGAUGCUUUCCAUCCAGCCCACCCUCCUAUCCGUGCAGCGUGACUACACCCCAUGGGGACAAACUAUCAAGAGAGCCUUCUCAGCCUUCCUUGGCCUGGCAGGGCCAUGGGGGGUGAUGGAUCUGGGUGCUCUCCUGAACACUGCUCUGUGUUCUGUCCUUAGUGCCCUUGAAACCUUGAUGCCUGACAUCGCCCCUAAGGGAGCCAGCAACAUUGACCUUAAAGCAGCAUUUUGCAGGAUUUCUGCUCAGUAACCUUGGAGGUACAGGGCCCCAGGCCUCCACUGCCAUGACUGAAGCUGACUCUUGACCUGUUUCCAGGUCAGAUGGGUGGCAAGAAAGCAGCUCCACUAAACCAGUGUGAGAUUUGUGAGGACACGCUCUGGGGAGAAAGCACCACCCCAGGCAGGCCACGCUAUCCUACCUAGGUCCUCUCUUCUCUGGACCCCAGGCUCUGAUCUGGGCCUCCGGCUGCUUUCUUCCUAUUCUGGUGCUGUGUGUCCCCACCCCCAGCACCAAACACAGCUAAGGCAGAGCAAAGGAGGGAAAUAAAACAGGAGAGAAGUUCACGGUCUCUGGCAGAACGGGCCCUUGACGGCAAACACAGGUCAGCUGUAGACAGAACCCUGAAGGACUCUCCAGUGAGGGAGAAAAUCUGAGUGUAAAAACAGUGAAGAAACAGAGGCAGAAGGGAGGGCAGGUGCACCUCCUGUCCUUAAUCCGCCUGACUGUCCUGACCGCCCCUGCAGUCUGAACCCUGAAGGGAAGAGCAGCCUGGCAGAGGACCUAGCCUGGAGGAGGAAAGAUUAAUAAACUCCCCGGGAAGAGGCGGCCACUUCAGCAGUAGAAGAAGCAGGCAUUUCAGGUUGAGGGAGAGGGCUGGAAAGUGGUCUGUUUGCAGCGCCUCAGCAGCCCAGAGCCAGGGGCUGGCUCCAGAUGUAUCCCCGUGGAGGAUGCAUAGCAAGUGUCCUUGAAUGGCGGUUUGGAAAGCUAAACCCCAGUUUAUUAAUGGUGUAGACCCCACCCCUUUUACCUAGAGGAUUGUGGAGUAUGAGGGUGGAUUCUACUUGUCCUAAGAGGCCACAAACCAACGCAAACCAAAAGUUUCAGGAGACCUGGUUUGUGAAUGGGGAUGGGGAAAUGGAGGAUAGGGGUGGCUGGGUGAGGGGUCAGUAUGAUACAAGAGAGACCCGUGUCCCAUGCCCAGAGCAAGACCUGCUCUAUCCCCUCCUAGGGCUCACAUUGGUCCUUGGUCCUUGAAGACGCAGAGUGGGGUGGUAUGUGUGUGUGCGCGCGCGCCCUGUCUCAAACUCUGUGUGUGUGCGUGCGUGUGUGUUUGUGUGUGUGUGUGAGCGAUCGCGUGCGUGCGCGCGCGCACUCUCCAGGAUGGUAACCUCUAGGGACAGAAAAAUGGAGGGCCGGGAGCAAGAAGGGAAGCACACCAAGGUGGGCGUGAUCCUGGACCUUCAGCUGACAAGGCCCGGGGCGGGGCCUCACCAAGCCGAGCGGACGCUGGACUGAGUUACGCUGUGUCUGCGGAACAUGGCCCCCGGGCCGCCAGUCACACAGGGGCUCUUGCUGCUGCUGCCUCUCCUGCCGCUGUCGCAGGUGACGCUGGGUUCCGCGGACGGCGACUGUGACCCUUCGGACCAGUGCCGCUGUCCCCGCAGGUGCCCGCCCCAGGCCCGCUGGAGCAGCCUAUGGCAUGUGGGGCUUAUCCUGCUUGCCAUAUUCCUGAUGCUUCUGUGUGGGGUCACGGCCAGCUGUGUACGGUUCUGCUGUCUGAGGAAGCAGCCGCACACCCAGACACACAUGCCACCAGCAUGGCAGCCCUGUGACCUGACAGCCAUCCCUGUGGACAGUGACAGCCCCGCACACAGCACUGUAACCUGUUUGGAGUCUCGAUUCAGGAAUAAGUCUGGCUACCUGAGAUAUAGCUGUGAGAGCAGGAUCCGGGGCUACCUGAGAGAGAUGAGUGCUCACACCUCUGCGGUGGAUACAGCGGCUCAAGAAGAAUUCCAGCGGGUCCUCAGCUCCAUGUGCCAGAAGCUCAAAUCCCAGAAGUACAAUGGCAGCUACUUUGACCAAGGUGCAGAGGCCAGUGAGCGGCUCUGUACUCCGGAAGGCUGGUUCUCGUGCCAGGGCCCCUUUGACCUGGAGAGCUGUCCUUCCAAACACUCCAUCAACCCCUAUGGCAACAGGGAGAGCCAGAUCCUCUUCAGCACCUGGAACCUGGAUCAUGUAAUAGAGAAGAAGCGCACCGUGGUGCCCACGCUGGCGGAAGCAGUCCAGGAUGGGAGGGAGGUGAACUGGGAGUACUUCUACAGCCUGCUCUUCACGGCCGAGAACCUGAAGCUGGUGCACAUCGCCUGCCACAAGAAGACCACGCACAAGCUGCAGUGUGACCGUAGUAAGAUCUACCGGCCCCAGGCAGGAUCCAAAAAGAAGCAGCCUGCUCGUAAGCGCCCGCCGGUGACACACGCCAGGCCCUCUGAGGUGAUGCAGUGGUGAUGGGGCUAUUACCCUUACAUUUUGUCACUCUUCUAGGCCCAGCCUGAGUUUUGUUUUUAAAAGCAAGUAUAUUUUAUGUUUAAAAUUUUUUACAUUU
Chionomys nivalis (European snow vole) is the source of this 3065-nucleotide messenger RNA. RefSeq names its product transmembrane protein 52 (gene Tmem52). Lineage: Eukaryota; Metazoa; Chordata; Mammalia; Rodentia; Cricetidae. Gene Ontology annotation, biological process: apoptotic DNA fragmentation. The transcript has 8 exons. The record is from RefSeq and is a predicted model, not a curated record. Gene Ontology annotation, molecular function: DNA endonuclease activity. Gene Ontology annotation, cellular component: nucleus; cytoplasm. Bases 2000 to 2968 code for a protein of 322 amino acids.